Molecule: messenger RNA, 2459 nt
Organism: Capra hircus (goat)
Lineage: Eukaryota; Metazoa; Chordata; Mammalia; Artiodactyla; Bovidae
Gene: RGS9BP
Product: regulator of G-protein signaling 9 binding protein
Exons: 1
Coding region: 770-1483 (237 amino acids)
Biological process (GO): detection of light stimulus involved in visual perception; G protein-coupled receptor signaling pathway
Cellular component (GO): neuron projection; photoreceptor outer segment
Source: RefSeq, a predicted model, not a curated record
GGAUGGGGAGAUACGGCAGCCUUCCCGCCCCGCAGAUUGCCCUUUACUACUCGGUUUGGAGGACAGGGGUGUCCAGUCCUACGAAGCAUACUACUUCCGUCGCUGGCUGGGUCUAAGAGUCAGAGCCGCUGGGUUGUAGCCCCAUCACUUACAUGCACGUGGCGUGAGCUUGAUCCUCCUCCUCCCUUUUAAAUCUGAGCCUCAGUUUCCCCUUCUCAAAAACAGAGGAGGGUUGGGUCUGCUGAGCGUUAAUAUUCCAGACUGUAAUAGGGUGCAGAGGAGGGGUAGAGGGGGGGACCUGCACGUGACCUCCCCGCGCAGGGCCCCGCCUAUCCCUUGUCCAAGGGAUGGGAGCGCCCAGCGAGGAAGGGCGGGGGUGGGCGGAUCCUAAGAAACCCGACACCGCUGCCCUUAAGGCGCCUGGAGCGAGCUGCUCAGCGGCCCGCUAGCCCUGGCGACGGCAAGGGAGGAGGAUGGGGACUUCAACACGGGCUUCGCAGGUGCUACCGUGGAGGCAAGGGCUGCGCAGAGAUUCGGCGUGUGACUAGGAGCGCACCUGGGGUGGAUGGAUGAGGGAAUGGCAAACCCGGUCAGCGGAAGCGCCUGUCGUGGACCCUGAGCAGCGGCAGCGCCAAGCUCCUCUCGGGCCAUGAGGAGUGCUCGGGCCGUCCGGCCGAGGAACGCCGUCGAGGCUGGCUGCAUACUGCUGCGCUGAGUGGGUGAAGGUGAGAGGGGCGCAGGCGGCCGGGCUGCGCGGGAGAGCAGCGCCAUGGCGAAGGAGGAGUGCAAAGCGCUACUGGACGCGCUUAAUAAGGCGACCGCAUGCUACCACCACCUGGUGCUGACCAUCGGAGGCUCCGCAGACUCCCAGAACCUGCGAGAGGAGCUGCAGAAGACGCGCCAGAAGGCGCAGGAGCUGGCGGUGGCCAUCCGCGUCGGGCUGACAGCCCCGUUGCGCGACCGGAGCCUGGGCGCCGAGGAGCGCGCCGAAUUCGAGCGCCUCUGGGUGGCCUUCUCCGGCUGCCUGGACCUGUUGGAAGCCGACAUGCGGCGUGCACUGGCCCUGAGCACUGAGUUUCCGCUGCAGGCGCCGCGCCGGCCGCUGGUGCGCACAGGGGUGGAAGGCGGCGCGACCGGCGUAGCGGCGCGCGCCCUGAGCGCCCGCAGCCUGCGGCACGAGGCGCAUCGCGACUUCGACGUGGAAGACCUGCACCAGCUGGAGCGGGAGAUCCUUCAGGUGGGCGAAAUGAUCCAGGAUAUGGAGAUGAAGGUCAACGUGCCCCGCUGGACGGUGCAGGCCCGGCAGGCGGCAGGUGCCGAGCUCCUGUCCAGCGCCAGUGCCGGCGUCUCCUCGGUGGGCGGCGUGUCGGUAGAACAGCGCACUGGGCCCUGCGACCUGAGCAAGGCCAAGGUGGCCACCAUCUUCAGCGCAGUGCUGCUGGCGGCUGUGGCCUUGGCUGUGUGCGUGGCAAAGCUGAGCUGACCCGUACCCGACGGGCCCCCGCCUCCACCAACCCCUCUCCGGAGACACCCCUGGAGAACGUCUGCAACCCCCUGGACUAGGGAUGGGAAUGGGUCUGGCAUGUUUAAGGGGAGCGGUUCUAAAGCACAGUGUGUGUAACGGGUAUGUUUGUACGCGUGUUUCAAGCACACAUCUGCCUGGGCAGAACGUGGCUUACCUCUUGCUGGCCCGGGAGGAGUUAAUUUUGCGCGGGCCACCAGGGCAUUAUCGCUAAUGUAUGCAAGAGCUUUAUCCCCUAUUAAUAGAAAACCGUUCUCAGUGACCUGAGAUUCUUCCCAGUUAAUACGUUACCGCCUGUGCUGCUGGGGCGUGUUUACGCUGAGGCUGAGCUUGGUGCCCCCACCCCUGCGGGUGAUUCCCAUUCUCGAAGAGAGACAGUUUGGAAAGAGGAUGGGGUGAAAUGAAGUGUGAGGUGAGGGCGCUGUUUUGUGUUUGUGUGUGUUGCUUUUGUUUCCUGGAACAAGAAAGCAAAUGGUAAUAAGAUGUGAGCAGUUUUUAUUACCUUCAUCCUUUGGGGCCUAAGCUUAGGAGAAUGUGUGUUCUUAUAGGACAGGAUUACACACUUCUGCACCUACUUGCCUACUGAAAAUGACUCCCUGGGUGGGACACAAGCUUUGGGAAGGGACGCAGUCUAUCCAUACAAGCACUUUCUCCUUGACUGGGGCUUAUUUUUGUUCCAGAACUAGACCAGAGUUUUUGAUCCUCCUUUGGGGGAGGGCUGGGGAAUCCUCUUUGGAGCCCUUAAUCCUAACUAUCCCUUGGAAUUUGCUUGCUAGCCAGUAGGAGAGCUGGCUUUGGAGGGAGCUGCACAACUCCCUGACCUGGACACCCCCUGAGAGGGUCAAAUGACAUCACUGGGCUCAGAGGUUUUGAGCCAAUCAGCCCUGAGACUAGGUUAGAACGUAACAGCUUUAACUUCAAAAUUUAGGAGAUUUUU